GUGUGUGUGUGUGUGUGUGACAGAGAGAGAGAGAGGGAGAGAGAGAGGAAACGCUCGUUGAACGGAUUCAUGAUUCUCUCAUUUUCUUUUUUCAUCUUCACUUGAAUCCGGUUGAUCUGAUCUGAAGAAUCGGUCUCAUCAACUCUUUUCUCUAUGAGAUUAGAAACUUUUUCACUCUGUGUUCUUCUUCUUCUUCUCUCCACUCGGUGAUUCGUCGUCACCGGCUGCAGCAGGUGAAGAAGAGGAGGAGGAGGAGGAGGAAGAAGACCUGACAGAGGUGAAGAGAACAUCAGGUCGUGUUCGGCUCCCGGAGCAACUUCACCCGGUCACCUGUCAUGGCGUCCAACAUCACGCCUCAAGGCUGCGGCCCCAACGUGGACUCCCUCUAUUACAACCUGUGUGACCUCAGCGCCGUGUGGGGCAUCGUGCUGGAGGCCUUCGCGGCUGCUGGCGGCGUCUUCUCCUUCGUGCUCUUCAUCUCGCUGCUGGCCAGCUUGCCCUUCACGAAAGACAAGAACCGCAAGAGCUCCGUGGCCCUCCACGCCGGCUUCCUGGUCUGCACCGCCGGCCUCUUCGGCCUGACCUUCGCCUUCAUCGUGGGGAAGGACUUCUCCACCUGCGCCUCUCGAAGGUUCCUGUUCGGCGUGCUGUUCGCCGGCUGCUUCGCCUGCCUGCUGAUGCAGUGUGUGAGGGUGAACAUCCUCGCCAGGCGGGACAGCGGCCCGCGGGCUUGGCCUUUAUGUCUGGGGGCAGUGGGGCUUUGGCUGGUGGAGGUGGUCAUCAACACAGAGUGGCUGAUCAUCACAGUGGUGCGCAACCCGCUGCUGCCACUCAAUGUCACCGCCGAAGCGGGCAGAGCCACAGCGACGCCUUGCAACAUCGCCAACCAGGACUUUGUCAUGGCGCUGAUCUACGUGAUGACCCUGAUCCUGGCUGUGGUGGUGGCCAGUCUGGCCAUCAUGGCCGGCAAACACAAGCAGUGGAAGGGGGUAGGCGCCUGCAUCCUCCUGACCAGCCUGUUCUCCGUGGGGAUUUGGGUGGCGUGGAUCGUCAUGUAUGUCUACGGCAACGAGAGGCACGGGGGGCCCACGUGGGACGACCCCACCUUGGCCAUCGCCUUGGUGGCAAACGCCUGGGUGUUCCUCAUCAUCUACACCAUCCCUGAGAUCUGCUGUUUGACUGGUGAGGAUGAAGGACAGCAAAGCCUUGGAGACGAUCUGUACCCAAACCAAGGAGCCGGCUACGAAACCAUCCUGAAGGAGCAGAGCGUCCAGAGCAUGUUCAUGGAGAACAAGGCGUUCUCUAUGGACGAGCCCAACCAAGGGACCAAGCAUGUGUCUCCGUACAGCGGCUACACCGGACAGACGCGCAGCUCCGUCUACCAGCCCACUGAACUCGCGCUCAUCACCAAAGCCUUAGGAAACCAGCCGGCCCCCGACCCAUCCCACCGUGACCUGGUCAUUCCCAGAGCGUCCGCCAACUCUGCGGCCGACAGCGGGAGCAGCACCCCGUCCACACACAGCAGGACCGGGAACGCCGCAUUCCCUCAGACAAACGGAAAUAGCGGGAACGCUCUGCACAGGACGUCCCAGUGGUGAACGCGCUCUGGCCCCUAACCCCCUCCUCAAGCGAAUUUCAGGUCACGUCUUCUUCGUCUUGCGCUCGCCGACUGUACGCUUUGCUGAUUUCUGGUUCCCUGAGUUGGUUCUGAGAGGAACCCCGGAGCCAACACCGGGUCACGACCGCUGUGGACAACAGCCAAACCUCCUAUUGACUGAUGCCGCCGUGUGCCACUGGGUAUCAGACGAGACGAAGCCACGGCUUUGCUGCGGAACAAAGACUCUUUUUUUUUUUUUUUUUUUUUGCAACGGUUUGCCAUUCGCCGAGAGAAAACUGUGACACAGAGGACGAGUGACGGUGCUGACGGAGCACAACGCGAUGGAAGAGAGGAGUUUAGCUACAUGUCGAGGGAGUGUUAGGCUCACACACACACACACACACACACACAGACACACACACACACACACACACACACACACACUAUCAAAAGGAUUGAAUUCACGUAUAUUAAAAAAGUUCAAUUAUAGGAGUCAAUUAAUAUUUUGUUUUUAUCAAUAACCACUAAGUUCACACGUAACAUUGAGCUGGUUUGGAAUUGGUGUAAAUGUGUCAAUGCUUCUACGCUGCAUGGAAGAAUUGUACAAAGUAUGUAUAUUUAAUAAUAUUUAUAGCACCGCAGUGUGCCAUUUAAUUAUUUCAUCUUAUUUCUACCAAUCACGAGAAUAGAUGAGUGUUGUGAAAUGUCUGUGACGCCUUUGUACCGAUGCACUGACAUGGUCCGACAUCACCAGACCACAGCCACUCUGUUUUUUAACAUAGAGCAAAUAAAGAUUCACUCGUGA
Scophthalmus maximus (turbot) is the source of this 2402-nucleotide messenger RNA. It is a transcript of the gene gprc5c, whose product is annotated as G protein-coupled receptor, class C, group 5, member C. The transcript has 5 exons. NCBI's taxonomy places the organism in Eukaryota, Metazoa, Chordata, Actinopteri, Pleuronectiformes, Scophthalmidae. Gene Ontology annotation, molecular function: G protein-coupled receptor activity; protein kinase activator activity. Bases 336 to 1598 code for a protein of 420 amino acids. Gene Ontology annotation, cellular component: signaling receptor complex; intracellular membrane-bounded organelle; extracellular exosome. The record is from RefSeq and is a predicted model, not a curated record. Gene Ontology annotation, biological process: G protein-coupled receptor signaling pathway.